AGCCGUUGCGUCUCAAAAGUGUUCGGGCUCACCCUCUGCCGGCUGUUUGCGGCGCUGGGGGAGCCACGCUCUGCGCACGGGCCUCGGCGGGGCGGCGGGCCUCCCCAAGCGCGCCCGGCAUGGCGGGCGAGGACGAGGCCGAGCUGCCCCCGCAGGCGCUGUCCGAGCCCCUGGUGGAGCUCUCCGGCCUGGGGCGGACGGUCGAUGGGACGGGCUACGUGUACCAGGAGGUCGCUUGCGUUGGCAAAAGGAUCAACCAAAUCAAGGCGAUCGAGGCUUAUGCGCACGUUCAGAAGCUGGACCUAUCGGCGAACUUGAUCAAGGACAUCGCUCCGCUGAGGGGGCUCCGGUACCUUGUCAAGCUGAACCUCUCCCAGAACGCCAUCGUCAGCCUCAAGGGCUUGGAGUCGGAGGCGGAGGAAGAGGAGGAGCCCCCGCUGCCGCACCUGCAGCACCUGGACCUGAGCGACAACGCCCUCACCGCGCUGGCCCCGCUGAAGCUGCAGGCGCUCCGGACGCUGAGCCUGGCCAGGAACCAGAUCGCCUCCUGCCAGGACUUCGCCGGGCACGAGAGGCUGGAGGCCCUUGACCUCAGCGGGAACCAGCUGCAGAGCCUGGCCGGAGUCGCGGGCAUGCCCGCGCUCGCGAAGCUCAGCGUCGCCGCGAACCAGCUCGGCUCCAUCGAGGGCCUCGCGGAGGUCCCUGCGCUGCGGGAGCUGGACCUGAGCGCCAACAGGCUGCAGGGCCUGGACGGGCCGUGGGCGGACUUCCCCGAGCUUGGCUCCCUGGACCUCUCGGCGAACGAGCUGCAGGCGAUCCGCUCCCUGGAGGUCCUGCGGCAGCUGCCCAAGCUGAGGAGUCUCGACGCGAGGGGGAACCCCUGCGUGCUGGAGGCGGAGUCGGUGGGCCCGCCCGUGAUGGCACAGUUGCUGGUGUGCCACUGGCGGCUCACGACCGUCAACGGCGCCGCCGUGGCGGACGGCGACCUCGAGGCGGCGCGCGAGCUGAACGUCGCGAGGAUGCUGGAGGACCGCGAGAGGCUCAAGGCGGAGCAAGACGCGGCCGCCGCGGCGGAGGGCGGCGAGGACUGAACUGGCCACCGGCGCGCGCUGGGUGAUACUCCUCUCGCGGGUGCUCCCUGCGCGGCCCCAUCCGAGGGGUGCGCGCAGUGGCGCCGCGGGCCCCGCCACUGCCACGGCCCGCGGCGAAAAUUCGGCGAGGGGUGAGCCCGGCCGCAGCACGGCGGGGGGGCAGCCCGAGACCUUGCGAGAGGCCGCCCGCAGUCCUUGGGCGUCUCCCCUCCUCCUCCUCCUCCUCCUCCUCCUCCUCCUCC
This is a messenger RNA of Prorocentrum cordatum, 1333 nucleotides long. The record is from the annotation of a GenBank genome assembly. Lineage: Eukaryota; Dinophyceae; Prorocentrales; Prorocentraceae.